Molecule: messenger RNA, 9641 nt
Organism: Coregonus sp. 'balchen'
Lineage: Eukaryota; Metazoa; Chordata; Actinopteri; Salmoniformes; Salmonidae
Source: the annotation of a GenBank genome assembly
AUGAAGAGGGUGAAAGGAAAUAAGGAAUAUGCCUGCAGCUCUUCCAGCGGGGGCCCAACAGCGUCCUGGAAGAAGAUGCGGCAGCUACAGCCAAGGGAAGAGAAGCACCAAGAGAAGGAAGAAGAAGAGACUGAUGUAGAACCCAUCGAGUUUGGCUUUGACUGGGCACUGCUCCCACAUGAGAUCUUGCUCAACAUCUUCCAAUUCCUGCCUUUUCUGGACCGGGCGUACGCCUCGCAGGUGUGCCGCGGCUUUAACCAAGCCUUCCACAUGCCCGAGCUGUGGAGGUGCUUUGAGUUUGAGCUGAAUCAGCCUGCCAGUUCUUACCUGAAAGCGACACACCCAGACCUAAUCAAGCAGAUCAUCAAGAGGCAUUCGAAUCACCUGCAGUAUGUCAGUUUCAAGGUGAGUGGGAAAGACAAGAUUAGUGUGGUGGGUAGUGAUGGUGUCUAUAGGUUGAUGGUGCUAUAUAUAUUUUUUUAGGCUAUGUGGUGUAGCUUUUCCAGUAUCCCAUUCACCUGGAAAGGAGAGCCAUCAUCCUACCCAGCAUUGAAUGCUAUCUAUAUUGUUUGUGUUUGAUCUCUAGGUGGACAGCAGCACGGAGUCUGCCGAGGCGGCCUGUGAUAUUCUCUCCCAGCUGGUGAACUGUUCAUUAAAGACCCUAGGGCUAAUCUCCACGGCCAGGCCCAGCUUCAUGGAGUUGCCCAAGGUAGAUUACAAAGCCUGUUGGAAUCAGCUAUAGAUAGGCCUUAUAUUUACAGUGUUCAGGAAACUGUCCUCCAUGUUGGCACCAAAUGUUCCAUGACAAUGGCAUUCUAAUGUGUAAUCUCGAAUGUGAAUACCAUUUUAUAACUAGGAUUUGAUUAUCUGUCAGCUUUUGGCGCCUGUUAAAAGGUCAAAAUUCCAGUUGACACUUUUUAUUUUUUACACAGUGGAGUUCAACCGGUACACUUUCUCCAUUAAUUCAUUUUGUUAAACAGUCCAUAGCUGACCUGAUCACUGUGUUGAUUCUCCCAGAAUGUAUGCCCUAUACCCUACACCUGCUGGAUGUCAUAAGUAACCCAAGAUGGCGUAGCAGUGCGGUCGUGUUUUUCUGUAGUGUCCUUGUGUAAAUAGACCGUUUUUUUGUCUAUUUUGUAUAUAUUUCUCAAUUUUACUUUUCAUUCUUUAACUAAAUAUACUUUCCUGCAACCCGCCUCACCCAACGUGGAAAGGAUUCUAUUAUUAUUCUAAGAACCUUAAGCUGAAACUAGUCUAGCUGCAGCCGAAUGGCUGUGGUAGCUAGCUAGCUACUUGCUAUUAGCCACCGUUAGCGUCUUCACCAUCGUCCGUGGCCUGCACUACCCACCAGCCAGUUCUAGCUCUAGCCUGGACAAUUUGUCUGCCAGUCUGCACAGCGUGCUAUCGACCCAGAGCAUAUCGGAUUUUCUGCAGGUAUCACUGGACCUAGCGCCGGAUCAUCGCAACCAGCUAGCUGCAACCAAAUGGCUGUUGUCGUUGGCUAAUUACCAUUGCCCUUAGCAAGCACCAGUUAGCCUUGAGCUAGCCUCGAGCCAGGCCCAUCUCCCAGCUAUCUACCUCUCUGUCAACCGGACGGGACCUCCUAGUGUUGACACGGAGCCCCGCCGAUCCAACACGACUGGUUUGCCGACAAAAUCAUCUGAUGUGGUUUCAACAGGCUUCCCGUUACGACGUCGACCUCGAAGAUCCAUCUGCUAGCCCCGGCACGCUAGCACACGCAAGCCAGGCCUAUUGCUCGCCAGUGCUGUAGCAGCCCCCGAUCUACCUCCGAACUCUCCUAUUGCUGUUCACCGGACCUUAUGAUAACUCAGCUAUACAGCUGAUGCCUGCUGGACUGUUCCUUUAUACGGUACCGCAUCCUGUUUAUGUUUAGCCUCAGCCCAAACUUUGUCGCCAUUACCAGCUGUUGUCUUAGCUCUCUCGAAUAACACCUGUGAUUGCUUUAUGACUCUCUCCCAUGUCAAUAUGCCUUGCUGAUUGCUGUUUCGGUUAUUUCUUAUUGUACUAUUUCACUGUAGAGCCCCCAGCCCAGCUCAACCUGCCUUAGACAGCUCCUUUGUCCCGCCCCCCAUACACGCGGAGACCGACUCAAUCGGUGCCUCCAGUGAUGCUAUCUCUUUCAUCGUUACCUAAUGCUUAGUUUACCUCCACUGUACUCAUAUCCUUCCAUAUCCUUGUCUAUACAUAAUGCCCUGAAUCUAUUCUACAAUGCCCGGAAAUCUGCCCCUUUUUUUCUCUGUACCCAACGCACUAGAAGACCAGUUCUUAAAGCCUUCAGCCGUAUCCUUAUUCUACUCCUCCUCUGUUCCUCUGGUGAUGUAGAGGUUAACCCAGGCCCUGUAGCCCCCAGUAUCACUCCUACUCCCCAGGCGUUAUCAUUUGUUGACUUCUGUAACCGUAAAAGCCUUGGUUUCUUGCACGUUAACAUCAGAAGCCUCCUCCCUAAGUUUGAGUUAUUCACUGCGUUAGCACACUCCGCCAACCCUGAUUUUCUAGCAGUGUCUGAAUCCUGGCUUAGGAAGGCCACCAAAAAUUCAGAAAUGUCCAUCCCCAACUACAACAUUUUCCAUCUCGAUAGAACUGCCAAAGGGGGUGGAGUUGCAAUCUACUGUAGAGAUAGCCUGCAGAGCUCUAUCAUACUAUCCAGGUCUGUGCCCAAACAGUUUGAGCUUCUACUUCUAAAAAUCCACCUUUCCAGAAAUAAGUCUCUCACUGUUGCCGCUUGCUACAGACCCCCCUCAGCCCUGAGCUGUGCCCUGGACACCAUAUGUGAACUGAUUGCCCCCCAUCUAUCCUCAGAGUUCGUACUGCUUGGUGACCUAAACUGGGAUAUGCUUAACACCCCGGCCAACCUACAAUCUAAACUAGAUGCCCUCAAUCUCACACAAAUUAUCAACGAACCUACCAGGUACAACCCAAAAUCUGUAAACAUGGGCACCCUCAUAGAUAUCGUCCUGACAAAUGUACCCUCUAAAUACACCUCUGCUUUCUAAUAGACCUGGCCCGGGUAUCCUGGAUGGAUAUUGACCUCAUUCCGUCAGUAGAGGAUGCCUGGUUGUUCUUUAAAAGUGCUUUCCUCUCAAUCUUAAAUAAGCAUGCCCCAUUCAAAAAAUUCAGAACUAAGAACAGAUAUAGCCCCAGGUUCUCCUCAGACUUGACUGCCCUUGACCAGCACAAAAACAUCCUGUGGCGUACUGCAUUAGCAUCAAACAGCCCCCGCGAUAUGCAACUUUUCAGGGAAGUCAGGAACCAAUAUACACAAUCAGUUAGGAAAGCAAAGGCUAGCUUUUUCAAACAGAAAUUUGCAUCCUGUAGCACUAACUCCAAAAGGUUUUGGGACACUGUAAAGUCCAUGGAGAAUAAGAGCACCUCCUCCCAACUGCCCACUGCACUGAGGCUAGGAAACACUGUCACCACCGAUAAAUCUACAAUAAUCGAGAAUUUCAACAAGCAUUUUGCUACGGCUGGCCAUGCUUUCCACCUGGCUAUCACUACCCCGGCCACCAGCUCUGCACCCUCCGCUGCAACUUGCCCAUGCCCCCCCCCACUUCUCUUUUACACAAAUUCAGACAGCUGAUGUUCUGAAAGAGCUGAAAAAUCUGGACCCCUACAAGUCAGCUGGGCUAGACAAUCUGGUCCCUUUAUUUCUAAAAUUAGCCGCCGAAAUUGUCGCAACCCCUAUUACUAGCCAGUUCAACCUCUCUUUCGUAACGUCUGAGAUCCCCAGAGAUUGGAAAGCUGCCGCGGUCAUCCCCCUCUUCAAAGGGGGUGACACUCUCGAUCCAAACUGUUACAGACCUAUAUCCAUCCUGCCCUGCCUUUCAAACGUUUUUGAAAGCCAAGUUAACAAACAGAUCACCGACCAUUUCGAAUCCCACCGUACCUUCUCCGCUAUGCAAUCCGGUUUCCGAGCUGGUCAUGGGUGCACCUCAGCCACGCUCAAGGUCCUAAACGAUAUUAUAACCGCGAUCGAUAAAAGAAAGUACUGCGCAGCCGUCUUCAUCGACCUGGCCAAGGCUUUCGACUCUGUCAACCACCGCAUUCUUAUUGGCAGACUAAAUAGCCUUGGUUUCUCAAAUGACUGCCUCGCCUGGUUCACCAACUACUUCUCAGAUAGAGUUCGAUGUGUCAAAUCGGAGGGCCUGUUGUCUGGACCUCUGGCAGUCUCUAUGGGGGUGCCACAGGGUUCAAUUCUCGGGCCGACUCUAUUCUCUGUGUAUAUCAAUGAUGUCGUGCUUGCUGCUGGUGACGCUUGGAUACCAUUUUGUAUACAUCUGGCCCUUCAUUGGACACUGUGUUAACAAACCUCCAAACGAGCUUCAACGCCAUACAACACUCCUUCCGUAGCCUCCAACUGCUCUUAAACACUAGUAAAACUAAAUGCAUGCUCUUCAACCGAACGCUGCUUGCACCCGCCCACCAGACUAGAAUCACUACUCUCGGCUGGUCUGACCUAGAGUAUGUGGACAACUACAAAUACCUAGGUGUCUGGUUAGACUGUAAACUCUCCUUCCAGACUCACAUUAAGCAUCUCCAAUCAAAAGUUAGAUCUAGAAUCGGCUUCCUAUUUCGCAACAAAGCCUCCAUCCCCAUAUUGUUAUUUAUUUUGCUAAUUUGCACCCCAGUAUCUCUAUUUGCACAUCAUCUUUUGCACAUCUAUCAUUCCAGUGUUAAUACGAAAUUGUAACUAUUUUGCACUAUGGCCUAUUUAUUGCCUUACCUCCAUAAUUUACUACAUUCGCACACACUGUAUAUAGAUUUUCUGUUGUAUUUUUGACUUUAUGUUUUGUUUACCCCAUAUGUAACUCUGUGUUGUUGUUUUUAUCGCACUGCUUUGCUUUAUCUUGGCCAGGUCGCAGUUGUAAAUGAGAACUUGUUCUCAACUGGCUUACCUGGUUAAAUAAAGGUGAAAUUAAAAAAAACACUACCUGCAGUCAUCAAUUUUAUUAACCUAUUCACUGAUUGGUCAUAAAUGUUUUCCUCCUUUAGUCUCAUUUCAUCUCGGCCCUGACGGUGGUGUUUGUCAACUCCAAGUCCCUGUCGUCUCUGAAGAUCGACGACACACCGGUGGACGACCCGUCCCUGAAGGUCCUGGUGGCCAACAACAGCGACACGCUGAAGCUGUUGAAGAUGAGCAGCUGCCCUCAUGUCUCCCCUGCAGGUAGGGUGCUUGUCUGAGUUGAUGGUCAUUGAAUGGUCCCUAGAAUGGAUUACUUUUAUAUACAGUCGAUUCCUGAUUAGUGGACAUCAAAUACACUGAGUGUACAAAACAUUAAGGACUCCUGCUCUUUCCAUGACAUAGACUGAACAGGUGAAUCCAGGUGAAAGCUAUUAUCCUUUAUUGAUGUCACUUGUUAAAUCUACUUCAAUCUGUGUAGAUGAAGGGGAGGAGACAGGUUAAAUAAGGAUUUUGAACAUGGAUUGUACAUGUGUGCCAUUCAGAGGGUCUAUGGGCAAGACAAAAGAUUUAAGUGCCUUGGAACAGGGUAUGGUAGUUUGUGCUAGGCGCACCGGUUUGUGUCAAGAACUGCAACGCUGCUGGGUUUUUCACGCUCAACAGUUUCCGGUGUGUUUCAAGAAUGGUCCACCACCCUAAGGACAUCCAGACAACUUGACACAACUGUGGGAAGCAUGGGCCAGCAUCCCUGUGGAACGCUUUCUACACUUUUUCCCGACAAAUUGAGGCUGUUCUGAAAGCAAAAGGGGGGGUGCAACUCAAUAUUAGGAAAGUGUUCUUAAUGUUUAGUACACUCAGUGUAAGUUCACCAGUACCAGUUCAAAUAGCCUACUUUGUUUUAACUUACUCUGGAUGUCUGCAUGCUCCUGUUUUGCAUUUAGAAAUCUACUUUAUGUUGGCUAGUGCUUUAAACUGGUUCAGGUCAUGUGUACUACUUGUUUUGACACAUUUAAAUCCUUAUUCUUGUGACUCACAUUUGAUUGAACCUUUAUUAUAGGGAGUCAUGCUUAGACCAAGGUCUCUUUUACAGAUGAGCCCUGUAAUUACAAAAAUAUACACAUCAAAUAGAAAUGCAAAACAGAAAUACAAAACACGACCAUGGAAAACAAACAUUCAUUAGUAAUAAGGUCACAAAGUGCUGUAUAAGCACUUUGUGACAACUGCUGUAAAAAGGGCUUUAUAAAAUACAUUUGACUGAAUUUGAUAAGGAGGCUUCUGAAUUCAGUUGUCAAUUAUUCUCCUUUUAAAGUAGGUGACGUCAGAGGUCACCAUGUGGGAGAAGUGGGUGCUCAGGAUGAUAGACGAGUUUCCCACUAGUAAUUACCAGUUGGAAGGCCGUAUAAACACUUAAAAUAAGGGCUGUGCUUUGUGUAGGAUUACCCUGGCAUGACGUUUUGAUAGCCAUGUAAAUCUCUCUCGGACAAGGUGACUUUUAUCAAUAUAUUUGGCUCUAUUUUACUCUCAGAUUCGAAAAUGAUAAUUAGCAUCAAAGUAGAGAUCAUGCAAGACUACAAAUCCCUGCAAGCUCCUGCACGUCAUCUCUAGCUGACACCGUCAUCUCUAGCUGACACCCACCGGGGCAGCAGGUAGCUUAGUGGGUAAGAGCGUUGUGCCAGUAACCGAAAGGUCGCUAGUUCUAAUCCCCGAGCUGACUAGGUGAAAAAUCUGUCGAUGUGCCCUUAAGCAAGGCACUUAACCCUAAUUGCUCAUGUAAGUCGCUCUGGAUAAGAGCGUCUGCUAAAUAAUGUAAUUUAAUUUUUUUAAUUUAACCUUUGCUAACAGGUAUUGUAUCAAUUUAAAACUUUCACAAGGCAGUUCAAAGAAUUGUACAUUUAAAGAAAUGUUUCCCAUUUAUUACUAAAUUUAGCUAACAUUAGAUGAUUAAUCCAGAGAUUCUUACCUUUGCCUCGAUUCGGCAGUCUCGUCCAGAUCAUCAUGGCAUUUGUAGUUCUUUAUGAUAGCCACAUUAGCAACAAAUUAGCGUCUCAUAUAUUGAUAAAAGUCACCUUGUCCUAGAGAGAUUUAGACGGUUAUCAAAACGUCACACCAGGGUAAGCCUACACGAAACACAGCCCUUAUUUUAAGUGUUUCUAAAAAAAAUCUCCUAUAGGGAAAAAUUGUGGAAAAAACGAUUUGCAACCAUUUCCUUGUUUGACCCCUAGGUUUUAUGGGUAUUAUGACUCGUACUGUGGUACUCUGUUCAUUGAAAACUUUUGCUUUGUCUUGCUUAUGUAGAGCAGGUACUACCUGUUUGCUGAAAUGGAUGCAACGUGUCUCGAGCACUUUCACGAGGUGCUGUUGAAACCCCCUAUUCUCAACCAGCGAGAAUGGGCGCAUAUCUGCAGAUAUAAACCAAAGACUGUAAAUAAUGUAAACACAGCCUACCUAUUGCUCUUGUAAUUUCUUUGGCCUGGUCAGAAGCAGCUACCAAGGGCUGCUUGAAUGCAGAUGGGUGACAAUGUUGUGUUUCUUUGCGUUUCCGUCUUGGCAGCUGCAUAGGCUAUUCUCAUUGAGCGUGGCGACAUACUGUUAAUAUUUUAUCCACAACUCUGUCCAUCACCGUUGUAAUCUACUGGUAAGUCAAAAAUGUUCCCAAACUGGAGAUUUAAACGAUGGAGGAUCCUCCAAUUCUGGCAUAUCGACCCCCACCACUCGCCAUCGUAAAGAACUAGUUCCCGGCUGCGCCUCACAAAAGCACAGUUUAUAAUGCGCCAAUUAAGAUUAGAAUUUUGAUUAACAUGCGCAUAGGCUCUAGUUGUUUUAACGGAAUGGCCUGAAAAAAAAUGUCCAGCUCCAAUUUACUUAAGAGUCAUAGGCCUGCCACAACGCAGCGAAGGCAUAGCCUAAAGGCCUAGAGUUUUUAUUUUGUAAAUCUUUUUUUUGUAUUCAUUCGGGUUCACAGUGCAGACCGAACCGAGUAAUACGUGUACCGUUACACCCCUACUGGUCUGUGUUUCUCUGGUAAGCCUACUAUUUAUGGAUAGCUUUUGUCUGAGCUCUUAUUCCCCUCAAUGGUAGAAAUGGAUGUGAAAAAUUGUCAAGCUUUUAUGGCAACACUUAGUCUAAUAUCUAGGUUGUGGGGCAGUGCCUAUACCCAGGGCUCUUCAACACCGGUCCUGGAGGGCCGAAACACAUGGUAGUUAAUUGCACUCACCUGAUGUCCCAGGUCUGAAUCAGUGUUUCGGCCUUCCAGGACCGGAGUUGAAAAGUCCUGGCUUGUAGUAUACUGCAUCUGCCCGUAAAGCGCUUUGAUUGUUUCAAAGUUUAAGUGGGCUACCUACAUACACUACCGUUCAAAAGUUUGGGGUCCCUUAGAAAUGUCCUUGUUUUCUUUCUUCUUUGCAACUCUGCCUAGAAGGUCAGCAUCCCAGAGUAGCCUUCAUUUCUCAGAACAAGAAUAGACUGACGAGUUUCAGAAGAGUUCUUUGUUUCUGAGCCUGUAAUCGAACCUACCAUUGCUGAUGCUCCAGAUACUCAACUUGUCUCAAGAAGGCCAGUUUUAUUGCACCUUUAAUCAGCACAACAGUUUUCAGCUGUGCUAACAUAAUAGCGAAAGUGUUUUCUAAUGAUCAAUUAGCCUUUUUAAAAUUAUAAACUUGGAUUAGCAAACACAACGUGCCAUUGGAACACAAGACUGAUGGUUGCUGAUAAUGGGCCUCUGUAUGCCUAUGUAGAUAUUCCAUUUAAAAAUCAGCCGUUUCCAGCUACAAUAGCCAUUUACAAGAUUAACAAUGUCUACACUGUAUUUCUGAUCAAUUUGAUGUCAUUUUAAUGGACAAAAAUAUUGCUUUUCUUUCGAAAACAAGGACAUUUCUAAGUGACCCCAUACUUUUGAACGGUAGUGUAUGUGUUGUUUAAACCGAAAACCUUGGGCACAAAACUGAAAGUUCUCAAUAAACCAUUAAUAACAAUGGUUAAAACUAAAUUAAUUCAAACUAAAUAGGCACUGUGUUAUAAUUGGAGUAAUAAAAUACCUAUGUUUCUAAACCAAACCUUGCUUUGUGUGCAGGUAUCCUGUGUGUGGCGGACCAGUGCCACGGCCUGAGGGAGCUGGCGCUAAACUACCAACUGCUGAGCGACGAGCUCUUAUUAGCCCUCUCCUCUGAGAAACACGUGCACUUGGAGCAUCUCCGCAUCGACGUGGUCAGCGAGAAUCCCGGGCAGAAUUUCCACACCAUCAAGAAGUCCAGCUGGGAUGCUAUGGUGCGCCACUCGCCCAUGUUCAACCUGGUCAUGUACUUCUUCCUCUACGAGGAUGAGUUUGGCCCUUUCUUCAAGGAGGAGGUCCCCGUCACCCACCUCUACUUUGGCCGCUCUGUCAGUAAGGACGUGCUGGGCCGUGUGGGGCUCCACUGCCCUCGGCUAGUGGAGUUGGUGGUGUGUGCCAAUGGGCUGCGGCCGCUGGAUGAGGAGCUGAUCCGCAUCGCCAAGCGCUGCACCCAGCUGUCGGCCAUCGGCCUUGGGGAGUGUGAGGUGUCGUGCAGCGCAUUCGUGGAAUUUGUGAAGAUGUGCGGUCGGAGGUUGUCCCAGCUGUCCAUCAUGGAAGAGGUGCUGAUUCCCGACCAUAAGUACAACCUUGACGAAAUCCACUGGGAGGUGUCCAAGCACCUGGGCCGUGUCUGGUUCCCUGACAUGAUGCCCACCUGGUAGAGCCGUUCACAGG